AUGGUUUUUGACCUGUUUACUCCUCUUACCUAUGGAAGAGGUGGUGCAUUGCGUCAGACCUGUCUUCAGGCCAGGAACCCAAGGAGAAGUGAAAAAUUCUGUUUUUACAGCUCAGCCCAUGACAAUGUGAAUAAAGUUCGUGUGGCCAUCAAAAAGAUCAGCCCUUUUGAACACCAGACAUACUGCCAGCGAACUCUGCGUGAGAUUAAAAUCCUGCUGCGCUUCAAACAUGAGAAUAUCAUUGGCAUCAAUGACAUCAUCCGAGCCCCCACCAUUGACCAGAUGAAAGAUGUAUACAUUGUACAGGACCUGAUGGAAACAGACCUGUAUAAAUUGCUGAAGACUCAGCAUCUUAGCAAUGAUCAUAUCUGUUACUUCCUGUAUCAGAUCCUGCGAGGGUUAAAGUACAUCCACUCUGCCAAUGUCCUUCAUCGGGAUCUCAAACCAUCCAACCUACUGCUCAAUACCACCUGUGACCUGAAGAUCUGCGAUUUUGGUCUGGCACGUGUGGCUGACCCAGACCAUGAUCAUACUGGGUUCCUGACAGAAUAUGUUGCCACCCGUUGGUACCGAGCACCUGAGAUUAUGCUCAACUCCAAGGGAUAUACCAAGUCGAUUGAUAUUUGGUCAGUAGGCUGUAUCCUGGCAGAGAUGCUCUCCAGUAGACCCACCUUCCCAGGAAAACACUAUUUGGAUCAGCUCAACCAUAUCCUUGGUAUUCUUGGCUCACCCUCUCCAGAGGACCUGAACUGUAUAAUUAAUGUCAAAGCCAGAAACUACCUGCAGUCUCUGCCUCACAAGAACAAAGUUCCUUGGAACAGACUGUUCCCGAAGGCUGAUGGGAAAGCUUUGGAUUUAUUGGAUAAAAUGUUGACAUUUAAUCCACACAAGAGGAUUGAAGUGGAAGCAGCUCUUGCUCAUCCUUACCUGGAACAGUACUAUGACCCCAGCGAUGAGCCUAUCGCAGAAGCACCCUUUAAGUUUGAUAUGGAGCUGGAUGACCUACCCAAGGAGAAGCUGAAGGAGCUGAUCUUUGAGGAGACAGCCAGGUUUCAACCCCUCUAUCAGCAUUCCUAAACUACAGGCGCCCUUGCAUACAGGGCCAGGACUGCAGGACUGGAUGUGCACAGAGUUCGUUUGUUUCUAACUCCUGAAUCCUGUCUCAUGCAUCUCAGCUUAUUCAUUGUACUCUCUCUAAAAUUUCUGCCGUGGCACCUGUAACGUGGAGGUUGUCCAUUCUGGAAGCCAUGGCGGUUGUUUUCUUGCUGUGGACUCUUUCUCAACUCGGGGGCGAAAAUUCACACUCCAGCUGUAUUUGUGUUUGAAAGAUGUACAGCCAGCGUGUGCCCACUUAGUAAUCUACAUCCUAUGUAACUUAGCGAUGAUGUUUGAAAGAAAGCAGGACUGGCAUUUUGAGCUAUUACACAAAUUAUGGCAGACAUGUCUGAUUUCAAUAAGCACUUCAGUUUAGUUUUUUUAAUGCACUUUGAGAAAUAUCAAAGUAUAACUGAUCAUUCAGUAUUACAUCUGCUCAGUGUCUAGUCACAUCAGUGACUGGUCUGUCAUUUCAGAUCUUUAAAUGCAUUGUGUGGUUUUUCUAAACCUUGCUUGCUUGUUUCAGUGAGAUCUCCCAAGGUUUAAUGAAGUGUUUAGAUUUCCAAUGAAAGGAACAAUGAGACUGUAACCUGCAUUCUUUUAAACCAGUGUUGCUCUGUUGUUUGGUUGUAUAGAUUGUGUGUACUUGUACACUUUAAAGAAGGCUGCCGUGCCAAGGUGGUUCCCUCACUAAUAAGUCUUUUAUAGAUUUAAAAGUAAAUUACUGGUGUAUAUCCCUGAAAUAUUAGUUAUGUAAUGUUGAUGUAUAUCAAAGACACUGUUGUCUUUUACUCUGAUUUUGUUUUAAUAACAUUCCUUUCAAUACAUUGAAAGAAACUAACUUGAUUCCAUUUCAGAAGCUUCGACUUACUAACGUGCAUCCGAGUUUAAAGUCUUAUCUGGUCCGUAAGUGGGUUCUGCCUCACAUUGUCCUGCAACAGUUUUCUGUAUUACACAGUAAUAACUGGCUCGAUCAAAGGAAGUACAAAUGGAGGAUGCUUUAGCUUGAGAAUGUUUGAUCAGUUGUGAAGGAAGCCUCUGUGAGUGGGUCUCCUUGAGAGCAACUUAGAAUUCUAAGACCCUGUGUGCUUUUGCCAUUUGAGAAUGAAGGGUGCCGUAAAGAUUCCUAUCCCUUUUCUGUGUUCGCAGAGUGUUUGUGGAUGAAGCCUGUACAAUGUGGAGCUUUCUUAGCUAUAUUUGAAUUCAAAGUGCAGUGCCUGAUCCUUAGUCUCGAAACCUAUUGUGGUGACAAUUGCCUUGUACAAUUACCGUGUCCAAGCAUGACUGUUAAGCUUUGUAUACAAAGACUGUCCAAGUGCCACUCUCACACUCACACUCUCUCACACUCUCUCUCUCACACUCUCUCUCUCUCUCUCACACUCUCUCUCUCUCUCUCACACUCUCUCUCUCACACUCUCUCUCUCACUCUCACUCUCUCUCUCUCACACUCUCUCUCUCACACUCUCUCUCUCACACUCUCUCUCUCUCUCUCACACUCUCUCUCUCUCUCUCACACUCUCUCUCUCUCUCACACUCUCUCUCUCUCUCACACUCUCUCACUCUCUCUCUCUCUCUCUCUCUCUCUCUCUCUCUCUCUCUCUCAGACUCAGAUGAGUAAAUCUUAUUGCUUCUCAAAGCUUCAUCCUAAUCCUCAUCGGUUUCCUCUCGGGUUUGCUUCCUGUAUAAAUCAUGUAACAAUUAGAUUUGUUCCUUUCUUUAAAAACAAAAUGCCGCCUUUUGCAGACUUUGUGAUGUAACUGUAUAGAGCACUCUGUUUCUAUCAUGUAACUUGUUCAGUUGGCUUUUUUGUUCUGAUUGGUCUAAAUACCUGAUAUAAUAAAUGGAAAAGCGGUUAUGGUUAGUUUUUAAAAGGAAAAACCUUUGCAACAAUAGGUGUCAAAAUGUGAUGUAACCGCAUAGACAUACCUGAUUGUAUUGUGACUGGUAUUGGAUUAAGCAUAUUAUAUAUAUGGACAAACUUGUAGGUACAAAGAUUUAUUUUGCCUUAAGUUUUUUUUUCAAUGUUAUAUAUGUAAACAAAUUUUAACCUGUUAAUGAAUGUUCAUUUUUGUUUCUGGCACAUACAGCUCUUGUAAAAUUCUUUAAAUUGGUGUCUCCCUGCAUCUUUUAAAUACAGUAUGUUCUAUACACAACUUCCCAGUGAGUGCACAACUAAUCUCUUUAUUUCUGUUAAUUUCUAUGUUGCACAUAUAUAUGUCCAUCAGACUUAAGAUUUUUGUUUUCUGGUCUCCUGCAUUUUGUAAUGAAAGUGAAGGGUAUAUGCAGUCAUUGCUGUGUUAUGUUUGCUCUUGGCUGAAGAGAGUCAGGGUUACUAAAACAUCAGCCAUUUGUGAUCAAUACUGACCCCAGCCAGACCUUGCAAUGAUGUAAUGCAGCAGCUCGUAGCCUGGCAAUAAAGAAGUUUCAUGUGCUAGAGGGUUAGCUGAAAGAAGAGCCAGCUGUGACCCAAGUACAGUUUUGACAAAUUGAUUUGGGGUGGGGGCAGAGACACAGCUAUUUAACUGACUUAGUUGGUCACACUGGAGAAGCCAUGGCCUAGUGGUAUUAUCGCUGGACCGUUAAUCCAGAGAUCCAGGUAAUGUUCUGGGAAUCUGGGUUCAAAUCCCACCAUGGCAGAUGGUGGAAUUUGAAUUCAAUAAACAUCUGGGAUUAAGAGUCUAAUGAUCACGAAUCCAUUGUCAAUUUUUGGAAAAACCCAUCAGAUUCACUAAUGCCCUUUAGAGAAGGAAGCUGCCAUCCUUACCUGGUCUGGCCUACAUGUCACUCCAGACCCACAGCAAUGUGGUUGACUCUGAACUGCCCUCUGGGCAAUUAGGGAUGGACAAUAAAUGGUGGCCUAGCCAGUGAUGCCCUCAUCCCGUGAAUGAAGAAAAAUUUACACAAGCACUAUUUGAUAUGUUGGACAUAGUGUCAAGGUACAAUUUGUCAAUUUAACAAGUAAGCUGUAUAUAAGUGGAAUGUUUCUGCAUACUGUCCUGAGGUCUGAUUAUGCAAUUAGGCAUUGUUCCAUCUCCAAUGGAAUGUAUAGUGAGGAAUCAGGAGAUUGCACUUGUACAGUAAACGGGGACAAUUUCUGUUCACGAUAGUGAAGCUUCAGUUUAAAAAGGAACUUUUGGAUGCUGUAAAGCUUCUACCACCAAGUAGAAGUUGUUUCCAUCUUUUCCAGGCAGUCAACCAAUUACAUAGAAUCCCUGGAAUGUGGAAGCAGGCCAUUCGGCCCUUCAAGCUUCACCAACCCUCCGAAGAACACCCUACCCAGACCUACCUUGUUACAUGGUAAGUGUGACCCUGCAUUUACCAUGGCCAGUCCACCUAGCCUGCACAUCUUUGGACUGUGGGAGGAAACCAGAGUACCUGGAGGAAACCCACGCAGAUACAGGGAGAAUGUGCAAACUCCACACACAGUUGCCCAAGGUUGGAAUUGAACCCAAGUCCUUAGUGCUGGGAGGCAGCAGUACUAACCUACUGAGCAAUACUAAGAGCAGAAUGGAGGGAUGAGAAGGUAAUUCACUUUUUCCCCCACAAGAAUCCAUGAAUUAAAAUAGUUUACAGAUUGAUUACAAUGUUCAAAAAUGUUUAGCGUGACAACUCAGUGAAAACCUAUUUAACAGAAUUCUAUUUUUUAAAAAACUAUACCUUUUUUGAUUUAUUCUUUUUUCAAUUGAAAUGUUAGUUCAUUCUGCAGGUAUGUCAUAACGUCUGCUUGUUGCUUUGCCUGGGUCACCACUUCUCAAGUGAGCGGAGUUGGUCAGUAUCCUUUAGCUGAAGGAGGGCAGCAGGUACAACCUGGCGAUCUAUUUUGUUGGGUAUUUUUCUGAUCCCCAUUCCCCAGAGGCACUGACACAUCUGGCUAUAAGUGUCAUUUAUUGAAUGAACAUGUUGGCCAAAGGGUCAGUGACCAAUCUGUUGCUUUUUACCAAUCUUGUCUUCAGCUGACUACAGUACAAACCUGACCUGGUUGUUCCGUUUUAACAUGUUUAUAGGUUGCUGCUGAGGCCAGGAAUUUGUCACCUUUGUUUGCAGAGAUGGUUGGGAAGUGAUCGCUGGACUAAUUAUCUGGGAACCCAGGCUCUCCACUGUAGAAACAUGGAUUUGAAUCCCACCAUGGCAAGUGGUGAAAUUUGCAUUCAGUAAAAAUCUGGAAUUAAAAGCUACUCUAAUGAUGACAUGAAAUCAUUGCUGAUUCUUGUAAAAGCAUUCUGGUUCACUAGUAUCCUUAGGAAGGGAAUCUGUCCUAUUCUGGCUUAAAGUUACUCCAGACCCACCACAAUGUAGGUGACUGUUAACUGCCCCCUGAAAUGGCCCUAGUAAAUCACUACAUUCAAGGGGCAAUUAGGGAUGGGUAAUACUAACCCAUGCAGUGAUGGCCACACCCCAUGAACAAAUAAAGAAACAGACGGCAGUUGUUCGAGAAGGCAGCUCUCUUCCACCAUUCCCAAGGGGAAUUAGGAAUAAGCAAUAAUAUGCUGGCCAGCCAGCAAAGGCAAAUUUCGCAGAGUGAAUUUGACAAAAAUAUUGACAUACAAGAGCAAUUGUUGCUUGUGGAUUUUGCACAGUGGUCAAAGUGGACAAUGAGGGGGAACACUCAAUUUCUGUUCAAUGUAACUAACGAAGAAUAGUUCUGCAAUUACUGAUAUCUUAGAACUGUUGAAACUGGUCUACAAUUACAAAAGAAUUGCUACCUAACUGUACCAAGGUUAUGAACAAUGUAAACUCGGGUGGAUGAGUUGAUGACUUUUACCUCUUGCAUUAACUGGUGAGAACCAGUUUGGCUGGAAAAUAAUCUAACAUGCAAAUUUCUAAAUUUAGUCAGUGAACAUAUUAACACACAUCCUCAUCCAAUUACCUUUUAUCUCAUCCGGUCAGAGAUGCCUAAAUUGCUGAGCCCACCAACCCAAGAACCAUCUGGGUGGUGAGCAACAAGAGUAAAGUUUUUACAGACUGCUGGUUAGGCUGCACACAACCUGGAAAAGGUAAUCCACUGCUGCACAUUUUUAGAGUCUUUCAAAUGGAUACUAUACCGGAAUGUGGUUUAAGGUGACCACCAGGGUUGUUUAAGUGGGAAGUUAAGGACUAACAUCAUUAUCAGACAAUGCAAAUAAGGGGUGUAAAAAUUCAAGCCAUCUAUUUUGUGUCUCACUAAUGUCUGUUUCAAUGACCUGAAGCGAUCACAAACAUGAUUGGAAGGAAGAUUAUUUCUCUAGCAAAAUGCAGUAAGUAGGGAGUAGUUGUAUAGUACAAAUUAUAUGCAUUAUAUAAUUAUAUGCAUUAAUUCAGCCCUGGCUGCUUGCAGCAACAUAGUCUCUAGGUUUCACAAUCCCUAUUCUGUUGGACAUUGCUAUCACUUUAUAGACCCCAAAAGAAUUGUCCCAAACUGUUUAGUACUGUCACAGGUCUUUGCAUUGCUAAAUUAGUCAUUGUUGAGCUAGUUUUUAGGCUGUUAAAUACUUGCAGCAAUGUUAAACUUGACUGUCAAUGUUCUACUGCAGAAUGUCAAUACUUCUCAUUUGUGAAUUAAACGAUUGUUUAAACAUUUGGAUCUUUGAGUCAGAUGUACCUGAGGAGAAAAAGAGACCAAGUAUGUCUAGUUUAAGCAGAAGAUUGACUUCAUGUGCCCAAAGCAUGUGAUUUGAUCAGAACAUUCAACUAAAAUUCUAACAGUAGGCUGCUCCUCAGCUGGGCUUCAUGUCACAUUCUCUACUCAUCAUCACGAGAUAUAAAGCUCUCUGAAACUUGACCUUCAAGUGCUAAGAGGAUUUUAUUUUAAGCUUUGACAACAUUUGGCGAUUCCAAACUACUCGUAGCACAAGCCUCUUUUGACUUGUAUGUUUGCACAUGCCUGAAGCUUUUGUUCAGAUUAGACAUUGAUGGGCAACUUUAAAUAUGAAGAUUUAAUCAGUGAAAUAAAAAUCAUUUGGUCUUGA
This is a messenger RNA of Rhincodon typus (whale shark), 7040 nucleotides long. RefSeq names its product mitogen-activated protein kinase 1 (gene mapk1). The transcript is spliced from 9 exons. The record is from RefSeq and is a predicted model, not a curated record. Bases 1 to 1077 code for a protein of 358 amino acids. Gene Ontology annotation, molecular function: MAP kinase activity; ATP binding. Lineage: Eukaryota; Metazoa; Chordata; Chondrichthyes; Orectolobiformes; Rhincodontidae. Gene Ontology annotation, cellular component: cytoplasm; nucleus. Gene Ontology annotation, biological process: protein phosphorylation; intracellular signal transduction.